This is a messenger RNA of Limanda limanda (common dab), 5245 nucleotides long. RefSeq lists its product as uncharacterized. Bases 10 to 4449 code for a protein of 1479 amino acids. Gene Ontology annotation, molecular function: RNA polymerase II cis-regulatory region sequence-specific DNA binding; DNA-binding transcription factor activity. The transcript is spliced from 5 exons. The record is from RefSeq and is a predicted model, not a curated record. NCBI's taxonomy places the organism in Eukaryota, Metazoa, Chordata, Actinopteri, Pleuronectiformes, Pleuronectidae. Gene Ontology annotation, biological process: regulation of transcription by RNA polymerase II.
GAAGGAGCCAUGUUGGAGCAACCCCCGGCCCUCCGAGCUUCACAAAGCAAAUCGUCUGAGGAAACUCAGGGGCACGACACAUCAGACCCCACGAUGUCCACCGGCGAUUUCCAGACCCGCUUCGCCUCCGUCAUGGAGAGCAUGCUGAAGAGUUCCAUCAAGGAGACAUCCACACUUUUCGAAACUACGGUCGACGAGCUGAAGGCAGAGAUCUCCAGAAUCAAGAAGGAGAAUGAUAACCUCAGGGCCAGAUGCAGCCAGUUGGAAGAAAGACCGUCGACCGUUCACAGCAGAGGAAGCCAGGCUCCUCCGCAGCCAUGCUCUGAGAAGCGUGACAUAGCUGUUCAGUGUGACCUCGCUCCUUUACGCACCAUGCUGGUGGAUCAGUGUCAAUCAUUGGAAUAUUCAUCAUUGCAAAGCGAACAGCAACGAUGCAGUCAGUGGGAGAUGGAGAACAGUUUACAGGAUCACAACUAUGGGAAUGCUGAUUCCCAAAUGACACUUAUGCUUGUCAAAGAGGAGGAAUCUUAUGAUGAUUCGUCUUUGCUGCCUGUCAUAAAGCAGGAGGACGAUGAGCCCAACGUAUUUUGCGGCAAAGUCACAAAUGAAGAACGGGCCACUGCUUGUGGAAAUGAAAAUGAAGGGCCUCUCAUUGACCACGUCUGUUCAACUGGAGAGAUGUUUAAAAAUGAUGAAGAGACUAGAGUCACCUCGGAACUACGCUGUCAUGGAAUGGAUAAUGAUUUAGAAAGAGCCCAGAACCAACUAUCUGAACCAGAGCAUCACCUAGUUUUCACAAUAAAAGGUGACAUAGGGGACAAGACAGAGGGACAACUUGUAACGUCUGAAGAACACACAUUUGUGACGGCUCAGCAACAACCCAUGGUUGAACUUCAAAAGGAGCAACUAUCAGUGGGUCCACAACAAUGUCACCGCGAGGAUGAAAUGGCAAUAAGUGAACAGACUGAGGCUACUGUGCACCAAUAUGCAAAUGUGCAGUGUACAAAGGAACAAGUGACAUAUGAAUCUGCAGCUCCAGUUUCCCCAAAUAAACUGAACAUUAUUAAUCCAUCACCUCUGCAGAAACCUAUGGAGUCUGCUGUGGGAGACGGGGAGAACAGUGAAUUAGGUUCUUUACCUUUUACAGUGGAAUCUUUGACUAGAGGAUGUUCCUCUGACAGGAAAAAAACGUCUGGAUCUCAACAAUCUUCCAUGGAAACUGAAGCUCCACCCACCGAAAAUUCAUCUGCAACUGAAACAUUAAAUUCUCCGCCAGCAGAGUCACCACAAGCAUCACCAGUCCAGCUCAGAGAACGUUGCUCCUCUGUAACGCUUCAAGAUGCAAUGUUACUCGUUGAAGCAAUGAAUCGGUCAGCAGGGGAAAAUUUCUUAUCCUCUUUCAAAGGAAUGAGGGAAUCACCCCAAACCCAGUAUGUUCCUCACAUGGAUUUGUUACAAACUAUGGACAAGGUCUCAGCAGAGCCACAGACACUGACACUCCCUUCGGAAACUUGUGACGCUGCAGGCAGUCCCGCCAUAACAUUGCUGUCCACAACACAAUCAACAGUACAGACACUUAGCACCAGUCCUCAGGUUACAGAUUCCCAUUCAACCAAUAAACCCAAGCCCCACAUUAAGAAUGUCAUGCAAAACCCUUUGGUCACAGCAUCCAAUAUUGCCACAAAGCAACUGCCCUCAUCAACCUCUGAUACUCAAAAGAGUGAGCAGUCCCAACAGCAAUUUCCUCGUCCGGUGAUAAGAUGGUUAACAACACUUAAACCGGGUAUUGUCAAUCCUAACAAAAUAAUUGUGGUGCACAGACCAGAAAGCUUAUUAAUGCCUUAUCAAUUUCCUGCACUGUCCCCAACCCAGCCUUCUACUCUUGUGUCAACAAUUGUUGCUGCACAGAAUAAUAGUUUACUUUCAUCUUCUACAGAAAGACCUUCCUUUUCCUCGCUCCCUGAGAAAACAGUAUCUGAGGCCUCAAGAAAAUCAGUUCCUGUUGCCCCUUUCCAUUUGACAGUCACCUCAACAGACAAGCAGUCAGGCUUUCUACCCCAAACAAAAAGACAGGUGUCAGUUGUGGCAUCAGGGACACAUCAAUCUCCACUGGAACAAAAACGCUCUGCAGUGGUCAGAUUAUUCAGGCUGCCAAUUUCUGUAUCAACGAAAGAAUCUGUGUUGGUCCCAAAACUACUCUCAUAUGGAUUUCAUGAACGGCCAUCAGAGAUGCAUGUGACAUCCCCGAACAUUAGCCCCAGUUUAAAAGAAACUGCAGAUUCUUUGUCUUUAAAUACCUCUCAGUUUUCAAAAGAGAAAAAUAACAAUCAAGAUAUGUACCACAGCGAGUAUGUGCCGCCCCCUACACCACGCAAGGUGUCAGCAUCAGUCUUUGACAUAUCAACAGAAGCAAUCAGCAAACCUUCAACUGUUGAGCCUAUUUCUAACUUGGAGAAGGAAAUAUCCAGCAAUGCACUGCAAGGCUGUGCACGUUCUAACGACGCACCAAUAGCGGAGAAAGGAUCAGCUAACCUGAUACAGCUAAUCCCUAUCCCGUCCAAGGACAGAUCUCACCCUCAUUUGCAAAUGAGCCAAACUCAAUUCUUGGCACAGCUGAGAGUGUUACCUGUGGUCCAAGCCCCCCAAAAGGCCGCCGUCAACGAUGUUGCAGAUGCAGGAGCUUCUAGUGCAGAAACAAGCACCAAAGGCAGGAAAAGGUUGGAGAACAACACCGUCAUGGCCCGACUCCGAUGUCACCUGAAAACUCACUUGCCUACUAGAAGAAGCGAAACAAAGCCAUAUCCAUGCACAGAAAAGGAAAUUACUACUGUGCGUCCUAAGAAACAUAGAUUACAGAAUGACGAUCCAAAUAAUACAAACACAACCACUGAACAAAUUCCAGUGAAACCUAAAGAAGCGGGUUUCGUUGAAGACGUUGCAUCUCAAAACAAGGCUGCUAAUGACUCCAUUCCUAAUAGUCCAAGGACUGGAUUAUGUAGAGACCCAAAACCCAAGAGGAGUGUAAGUGAACCUACCAGAAGGUCAGAGCCUAAUAGUGAAACCACUCCUAAACGCGGUAGGAGGUCUAGCUCACGUAAAGUUAGUGUAUGUUCUAAAAAUGUUAAAUGCAGUUCUGUUACUCAUGUAAGGCCUAGUUCAACUAAAGAUGGGGCUAACUCUAAACGGACAGAAGGCAGUGUUACCCUUAAAAAUACAAAACCCACCACCAGGAGGAUCAGUUCAAGUAAAGGUGGUGCUCCCCUUAAACAGACUAAAUCCUCUUCUGUGAGUGCUAAAAGGUCUCCUUCAACCAGACAACAGUCAAGUCUUAAGAAGACUAAAUCCUCUGCUGCCUCUCCCCAGAAAUCUAAUUUAAGUGAAAAUGUUGCAAAACGUAAAAUGUCUACAAGCGAAGUGAUUGCUGUAAGCCAAUGGUCUGCUGUCACCCAACACAGUUCGAGCACGAGACAGUUUAAAAGGGAAUCCAGUCCUUUAAUUCUUUGGAGGAAAACCACAGAUAUUGCUCGACCAAAGACUAAAUCUGGCUCAUCAAGUGUUUGUUGCCCUAAAUUGGCUAAAGAUGGUGUCAGUCCUGCAAAGAGUGUAGAAACCCCUCCUGCUAAGAAAGCCAGAUUGAAUCAGGAAGUUACAAAGCCUGAAAAGAAUUUAAGCGGUUUGAAUGCAAACAAUUUUGCGAAAGCAGCAAAAGCAACAACAUCAGCUAAAAUAAAAAAUUCAAAUCAAUCCAAACUUCAGAAUGCAGCUAAAACAAGACGGUUAACAGAGAGAACACAUAAGGCCCGAGCUGUGUGGACUCCACCCACCAAAAAAGCCAGUGAAACACCUGUCAGUAACAAUCAGUGUGAGGAGUGUGGCCGCAUCCUCAGCUCCAGUGCUGCACUUGAGAGCCAUGUCGCUCUUCAUAGAGGAAGCAGACCUUUCUCUUGCACGCUUUGUCAGAAAACUUUCCCGGACGCCAAGGGUCUUGUCAGGCAUCGCAAGGUGCACAGCAAAGGUAAGAGUCACAUCUGCAAGGUGUGCGGGAAGGGUUUCGCCUACGGUUUUACCCUCACCACACACAUUCAGAAUGUGCACAACAAAGUUAAAGCCUUUGUCUGCCAGAUCUGCGACGAAAGGUUCUUCAUAAAGCAACAAGUGGAAGAACACGUACGAAAACACACUGGAGAGAAACCAUUCCAAUGCAACCUCUGUGAAAAAAGAUUCAUUCGAAAAGUAAAACUAGAUGUACAUCUGAGGUGGCAUAACGGCGAGAAGAGACACUGUUGCUCGUACUGUGGAAAAGCGUUUUUAGAUUCCAAUAACCUGAAAAGGCACAAGUUCAUCCACACAGGAGAGAAACCAUAUUCCUGCCCUCACUGCCCCAAACACUUCACACAGUCAGGGCACCUGAAAAAGCACGUGAAAAAUAUGCAUAACAUCACAGGAUAGAGAGACUUAGAACAUGAUGUGACUAUAACUGGUGUUGAAAAGAUUUUUGUUUGUUUUUUCUUCGACAAAUAUCAUUUGCAAAACGAAUAUAAUUGGAGAGAUGCCAUCUGUUUUCGCAUGUCGUUUAUCAGAAAAUAGUGUAUUAUUGUGUUUUAAAAAAUGCUUCUAGGAAUUGUUCAGCAUGAUGUGUUUAUGUCUUCCUGCCAAGUUAACCAUGGUCAUCUCCCAGUUCUAGCUCCAUAUUUCAUUUACUUAUUUCAUUUAAUUUAACUUAGCAAAAGCCUUUUUCCUAAUAUGUCAAAGUACUCUUUUAAAGUAAAAUGAAAAACUUAUUUCCAGGAAUAUUUGUGAAAACACAACACUCAUUUGUCUUUCUGUGAUUUAUUUGAACUCAUAACCCUUUUUUGUGAUAGCUGAUAUCAAAAGAACUGUGAGGUUAUUUAAAACAGAGUUUGAAACACUAUCUGUUACUUGAUGGCUUGUUUUGGUUAAUGUGAUAGAAAAGUGCUGAGGCUAAUCCUACCUCUAGUGGCCGUAAAAAUGUACAUGAGCUCUCUUGGACACUUGAUCUUUAUAGUCCUAAAUAUUGGAGCCCUCGCACUUUUUUACUGGAAUAUAUUUCACUUUGAUUCCUCACAAUAUCUUCUGUGGAUAUGUUAACAUGUCUUGGUCUCUUUAUGUCACUCAAAGUGUUGAAAAUAUUGUUUUGCUUUUCAGAAAAGAUGUACAAAAAGUAUAAUUUUACAAUAAUUUUGAAAUUUAUUUGUUUCAGCAAUUUUUAAGCAGAAAAGCCUAG